Molecule: messenger RNA, 1112 nt
Organism: Phialemonium atrogriseum
Lineage: Eukaryota; Fungi; Ascomycota; Sordariomycetes; Cephalothecales; Cephalothecaceae
Product: Alpha/Beta hydrolase protein
Exons: 1
Coding region: 240-1061 (273 amino acids)
Biological process (GO): glycerolipid catabolic process
Molecular function (GO): triacylglycerol lipase activity
Source: RefSeq, a predicted model, not a curated record
GGAAAUGUUCAGUCUGGGACAGUCAUGGCUAUGGGAUAGAGAAUCAUUGAACCCGUAUUCGGUUCCUUUGAGAGCCAGGAAACACGGACCGGAGCCCGUAACUAGUUCGCCCCUCUCAAUAUGCUAGACUCCAAAAUCCAACCUAGAUCCUUCCGCUGAUCCUUCCGCAUUAUAAAUUCCUUCCUGCGGAGAGGGGACAAAUUUGGAGUCAAUAAUUCUUCCACCAUCACUCGAACAUCAUGUCGUUCAACCCCAUCCAAGGAAUAGUUCACAAUGAAGGUUGCGAUCUUCACUACUGGUACCAGGGCACCGGCCCCCUGGUCACCUUCAUUCCCGGGGGCAACGGCCACGGCAAGCAGUACAACAAGAUAAUGGCCGCCCUCUCUGACCGAUUCACCUGCGUCACCUUCGACAGGCGUCAAAUGUCCGCCAGCAAAGCCGUGGUCAACAAGCCCCUCAACCCACCGCAGCAGGCCCGAGACAUCCUCGCCAUCAUCAAGGCCGUGGGCUUCGAGAGGUCAAUCAUAUUCGGCAACAGCCUCGGGGGCGUGCUCGCCUUCCAGUUCGCCCACGACCACCCCUCGGCCGUCGCGCAGCUCAUCGUGCACGAGGCCCCGACCUUGCUCCUGCUGCCGGACGCGAGCGCCGUCUACGAGUGGCUGGUGCACCUGAUGGAGCUCAAGGAGGCGGAAGGCUGCGAGGCGGCGGCGGCCGAGUUCGUGACGCGGUUCGUCGGGUACGACGCCGAGGGCGUGCCCGCGACGGCGCCCCUGGAGCCGGAAAACCUGCGGAACUUCUGGGAGAACGAGUUCCACAUCAUCUCGACGUACAUGCCGAAUCUGUGGAGGAUCAGGGAGAACGGGACGAGAGUGGGACUCAUGAGGGGGGUGAGGAGCGGGGAUGCGUUCUACGCUAGGACGACGUACGAGCAGGAGAAGAUCCUAGGAUGCCCGAGGAUGGAUGUGCCGGGGCAUCAUCAGGGUUUCGAAGUCGAGACGGAGGAGUUCCUCCCGUAUUUCUUCGACAUGUUAAAGCUGCUGGGCUGGAGUAGCUCUGAUUAACGCUGUGGCUUGAGAGUCGGGAACGAGUUUGUGGGAGCUCUCCCAUUCUGG